This is a messenger RNA of Frankliniella occidentalis (western flower thrips), 6821 nucleotides long. RefSeq lists its product as uncharacterized. Gene Ontology annotation, biological process: signal transduction. The transcript is spliced from 26 exons. The coding region runs from base 144 to 6524 and encodes 2126 amino acids. The record is from RefSeq and is a predicted model, not a curated record. NCBI's taxonomy places the organism in Eukaryota, Metazoa, Arthropoda, Insecta, Thysanoptera, Thripidae.
GUGGACGCAGCCGGAGUGCCGUUCGCUGACGCAGCCUUUGGCGAGGUGGUCAGCAGCCGGCGCUCUGGCGGGUCAGUCGUCCGGCGUCCACCGACGCUGACUUCACCUGCCUCCCUCCUCAGGCCCGGCCAGACGGCGACGUCAUGCCGCGCACGGAGGUCCCCGUCGCCAGCCUGGCGACCGCGGUGGCUCUCGCCUCUUUGGCGGUGCUCGCUGCCGCGUCGCCGACGAUGUCCUCCAACAGCCUGCCGCUGAGCUACGUCCUGGCGGACACGGCGUUCCUCGCGGACGAAGUGAGCGCCAUCAGCGACGCGGGCGAAGACUGGUCAUGGCGCGUCUCCGAGUACCUGUCGCUCGUCCAGCGGACGCACGGCAUGAACUCGCUGCCCCUCACGUCCGGGAGUGCGGACGAGGACGCCGACGAUGCUCCGCGAGCGGUCGCGGGCCGUGGCAAGCGGCACCUGCCCACCGACCGUCUGUCAGCGCUCACCAAGGACCCGCAAGGUGUUUACCUACUCAGGACGCCGCUAGUGGAACGCUUCACGAUCCCCGCCAAGUUCCCCAACGACUUGGUGCUCUUUCCGCGCGUGGAGGCCGGCGUCAAAGCUUGGUAUGCCGCUGCACUCGAGGCGGACGGCGAGCACCCGCAGACUUCUUUGGCGAACGCCCUGGUCUUGUACAAGUUGAUGGGCAAUCGGUUCCUGUAUCAAACGCGCGUCCCCGCGUUCGGGGCGUCGGCCCUGGCGGUGCAGGAGAUCGAGGGCUGGGUGUACUUGGUGGCGUCCGAGAGGAUGGCGCAGCACCGCGACAAGCCACAGGGCGGGUCCAUCCUGUACCGUUUGUCUCUCAAUGGCCGGACUCUCGUGGCCGUCGAAACACUCGAGACCACCUUCCCCAGCGACUUGGCCUUCUGGGAGUAUUCGGGCGCGCACUACCUUGCUGUGACCACUGAGUUCACCAACGCGUCGGGCGUCUUCUCGUUUUCGGCCGACACGCUUGUGUACAAAUGGUACGGGGAGCACCUUGAUAUCAUACAACGCCUGCCCACCAGCGGGGCCAAGGCCGUGACCGCCUUCACCAUCGGCUCCAACCAGUACCUGGCUGUCGUCAACCACAUCAAUGACCAGUACGAGACAAACAUCGACUCCACAAUCUAUCGCUUCGACAUGGUGAGGGGGCAGUUCGUGGUGCACCAGCGGCUCCGCACUCACGCCGCUGUGGAUGUCGCCUUCUUCACAAUGAAUCGCACCCGGGGUCAGGACUACUUCCUCGUCAUCGCCAACGCAUUUUAUGAAGGACCCGACAAAGUCCGGAACUUGGAUACCAACUCGGUGCUGUACAAGUGGUCGGAGGGCUUCUUCGUGCCCUUCCAGAGCUUCCGGCUGACGGGGGCCUCGCUGUGGACACCCUUCCAGGGCCCCCGGGGCGAGACGGUCCUGCUGGGAGCUGACGCGCACGGGAUCCUGGCGUACCAGUACGACGGCUGGAGGUUCCAGCAGCAACGAGUAGCGACUGGUCCGGUCACCUCACUACGCGCCGUCGUCUUCGAGUCGGAAAUGCUCGCCGUGGUUGCGAGCAAGCAGCACGACGGAGCGCAGGUGAACGUGUACUCUCUGCGGUUCGAGCUGAGCGCGCCACUCGACGAACUGUACCUCGAGCUCCACCGCUGGUGUGAAGGGGAGAUGGUGAAGCUCGACGGUUACUCCGUGGACACGCUGAUGCAGAGGGUGCGGAGCGCGCCCAAGUGGGACAGCCCCGUGGUGGAGAUCAACUCUGUCACCUUCGAGUCGGACAGCACCAUCAAGGUUGUGACCGUCAACGCGACGCAAGUAAUCGACCCCGCGUAUGUGAAAGAGGCGAACGACCUCGCGACUGACCUGUACCAUAGGACCAAGGAACUUGAACAGGCAGAUGACACCAUAAGGCGCGCGCUCAAGAAGAACGAAAACAACUUUGUCGACGCUCAAGUUUUUCUGGAUAACGCCACCGUGAUGUGCCCGUCGGGAGGCUGCAGAUUCGGACAGGCCAGCGUGCGACUACUCAACGGCGAGGACGCCGAGGACCUGGUGCACAGGGCGGUCCGGACCGACCAGGAUCUGCACCUGACUACCCUUCACCUCGCCAGCGCGAUCGUCCCCGGCGGCCUCGUCAGCAAGCGUGUGCUGGGCGAGGAGGCGCCACUGGUAAACCUGGUCGACACGAAGACGAUCAUGGGCAUCCUAGAUGUGGAUGAGCUGGUGAUCCGGAGGGCGCUGAACGUGAGCGGUAGCAUCGACGGCGUGCGCUUCAACCCCGACAACGUCGUCAUCAAGGACGGCGAUCAAAGACUAUCGGGCAUCGCCAGUACGCAGUGGCAGGUGAACAAGCUGAUCCUUCACGGGCACGUCAAUGGCAUGCGCUUGGACGUAUCGCAGCCUACUCCACCCCAUGCCGACGUAGAGGCCGGCGACAGCUUCCUGCAGGCGCUGGCUGUCAAUGACAUCCAUGUGGCAGGCCUUUUUGGGGACGUGGACAUCAGGAGAGUGAGUCAGCACGCGUUGCGCACCCGUGGAGACCAGGUGCUCACAGGUGAACAUUCCUUUGAGCGACUCAAGGUGAAGUCAGCUCGCACGGCUGCUGGGUCCCGCAUCGAAGACGUAGCUCGCAUCGACAAGGACUUGGAGGCAGUCUCCGGGUCUUUGCAGUUCACGCGGCCCAUCGAGGCGGACACGAUGCAGGUGUACAACCGGCUUGUGGGCGUCGACGUGGCAAAGGACGGCUCCCUGGACUUGCUGCUGACGAACGGCCCGGGUGGCAGCGCGCAGAGCGUCACGGGCUCCAAGAAGUUGCAGAGGAUGACCGUCACGGAAGAAGGGCGCAUCCACGGCCGUGUCCUCGGGCUCGUCCUGCCCGCCGAGGAGGAGGACCUGGUUACUGUCAUCCAGGAGGAUAGGGUUAUCACAGGCGACGUGACGAUUACUGGUCGAUCUGACAUACUUGGUGGCAAUGUGUAUGCGACGGACGUGGUGGACCCUGGGUCGGGAUUGACUCUCUUAAACGUGUUGAGGGACGCCGUGCAUCUAGACAGUCCGCUCCCACCCAACGUGGUUAUCAAGGAUCUGGAGGUGAAGUCCAACUUGGAAGUGAAGAACCUGAACGGCGUGCCAACCUCGACCUGGAUAGAGGACCGCCCGGACAUCGAGGUGCACCUCUCCCAGCCAGUCUCGUUCCACGGCGGCCUUACGGUGACCGACAAGACCGUGCUGAACGGUGAAGUGAACGGCGUGAACCUGGUCGACUUGGCGGUGACGUCGCUGCGGACCACGGGUGACCAAGUGAUUCACGGCUUGAAGAAAUUCCCGUUCGUGAAGACGACCGCGGCGUGGAGCAACCAGACCAUGUUGGGUGGGUUGUCGUGGCAGGACGUCUGGGCGCAGCGCGCGCAGAAGGCACCUCGCGACGGAAUCGUCCGGAUCGACAAGGACGUGGUGGUGGAAGGCGCGCUUUCGGUCAAGAAAUUGGCUGUUGAUGGCACCUUGGGCGGCGUCAACAUCGGCACCGUUUUGAAGGAUUCCGUCUUUGAAGAUAGCAGGGAGGUGACCGUCAUCGACGGGCCCAAGACCUUCGCUCAGACCGUGCACGCAGACAGUCUCCACGUAGACCCAGCUACGACGGGAGGAAACCUACCAGGCAUCGUGCCACGGCCGAAGCACCCCGAGGAGACCGAGAAGGUUUUCGAGUUCCCUAGCGGCAUCACCCUUAACCAGCCCCUUUCCGUUGCUCAUCUUACUUUCAUUGGUACGCUGGACCGGAUGACUGACGCGGAGUGGUCGGCACCUUGGCUGGAGCUCGACGGCGACCAGACUCUAUGGGGACCGCAGACCAUCCACGGCAAUGUGUUGGCCAGCGCUGGCGUCCGCGCCGGCAAGGUCAACAACGUGGACAUCUCGCGCCUUGCCGAAAGUGUUGCUCGCAUUGAUGACCCCAAUCUAGUCCUGGGCUCCGUCUCGUUCGAGGGCGGUUUGGUCGCUCGCGGCCCCGUCACGGCCGGUGCGGUGGACGGGGUGGACCUGGCCGACGCGCUGCUUGCUCGCGGGGCGCUCAGUCAGGAGGUGCGGAGCCGUUUGGUGUUCGCCGGUGGCCUCGAGGCGCAGGGCCUCUCCUUGGAGGGCACGCUGUCGGGGGAGAAAUUCAAGGACCUCUGUGCGUUCGCCAACCCGCCGCCCACGAGCGUCAACCAGCAGCAACAUCUCGCCGUGGAGGGCGACCUGCUGAUGGACCAGGAGCCCUUGGUGCAGCACGACAUCAACGGCCUGAGUAUGAAGAAGCUGAUGGAAAACGCCUGGCUGCGGGACAAGCCUGCGCGCAUCAUGGCCGAGAUGGAGUUUGGCGACUUGCACUUCCAAUCGGCAGUCAGCGUCAAGGAACGCAUCGACGGGGUCAACUUGGAUGCGGUCGCGGAGCGCUACUUGAGCCUGACCAAAGACGGCACCGUCACGACCAAGCUGAACGUGGACGGCGGCGUGGUGGUGGACGGGAAGCUCACCUCCUCGCCCACCGCCCCCGUGGAGGUCGGUGGUCUGCUGGAAGUGGGUUACGGCGACGACAAGCUCGUCAUCAACCUCGGCGAAUUCACCAACGCCGUCCUGCUGGACGGCCCGGACCAGGACAUUACAGCCCACAUGCAGUUCGGCGUCGUCACGGCCUCGGGUAACUUGGAGCUCAACGGCACCGUCAGCGGCCUGAACCUCGACAAGGACGUCGUUCUCAACAAGGAGCUCCAAGAGGCCAUGGACCACAACAAGAUUACGGGAGCCAAGAGUGUGCGCGGCCUGCGUGUGACCGACCUCGGACUGCAGCAGGGCGUGCGCGUGCAGGGCGUGGAUUUGAACGCUUGGAAGAGCGGUGCCGUGUGCGUCACGGGCGACUACACGAUCGAGGGGGCAAAGACGCUGCUUCAUCCCCAUGUGGCCGGCGACAUGAUUGUCAACGGCCUUGUUGCCGGCGUGCGCGUCGACGCGCAGCACCUGUUGCUUCGUCACUCCGACCAGCUCAUCCAGGGCGCCAAGACUUUCCGACCCGCACCGCUGCAGGGGCUCGGGCUGCGCGUCAAGCAGCUCGGCGUCGUCGGCCGAGUGAACGACGUGGACAUGACCGAGCUGCUCAACAACCAGGCGUACAAGACGUCGGACGUGGACAUCGUCACCCCGCUGGUGAUCGACCGCCCACUGCGCGCCCAGAGCGUCCAGCUGGACCGUCUCUUCCAGGGCGUCAACGUGUCUGGGCUCAUCGAAGAGGCUCUCAACCCGCCAGGCCUGAACCUGUACACCGAGAAGCACGACGCCCUGCUGCGCACCGCCGAGCACGUCCAGCGCAGCCUCAAAGCCCAGGGCUACUACCUCAACUACUACCACGCUGCUGCCAUGUUCCGCUCCAACGUUCGCGCCAUUGUGCCCCUGGGCAAGGCUGCGGGUGCUCCAGGCGAGGUGGACGACGAGGCCUACGCCAUCGCCAUGGUGAAGGAGACUGUUCCGGGCGGCAAUCUGGAGGUGCACUUCUACAGCUGGAAAGCCGACGCUGGAAUGCUCGUCAACCACCCGACGCUGCACUACGUCUCGCUGCCGGCCACUGUCCGUCUGAUCGCACCCGCGCGCUACGCCGGCCACAACGCCAUGUACUGGGAGACGGACGAGCGCUCCGGGGUGCAUCACGGGUCGGUGAUCGGCCUGAUGCGCGACGGCCUUCUCGGGCACGCCAAGCUGCUGCAGGAUGCUCUCGCCAGCGCCUGGGUGUCCGUCACCAUGGUGGGCGACAUGUCUUGCCUCAUCCGCGGCUCCCCCGGGGUUGGCACGGCGACCGGGUUCUGUUCGGUGCAGUGUCUGGGCGCCGGUCGAGAUGACGUUGUGAAUCACGCUCUGCCAGUCUCCAGGCCGACACACGCCGCGUCGUUGACGGUCCGAGGCGUCCCGCAUGUCUUCGUCGCCUCCGGUGUGAGCGAGGAGUCAGAGGGCGCAGUCUACGUGUGGCGGUGGGAAGCCGACAAGUUCCAGCUUCUGCAGACUCUGGGCGUCGUCAACGCCACCGCCGUGGCCGCCGUGGAGCACCGCGGCGUCCAGUAUUUGGCCUCUGCCUCGGGUCACGUCCAGGACGCGCCCCACGAGGGCAUGGUGCACAUCAGCAGGUUCGACCACGACACCGGCCGCUGGACGCAUUGGGUGAGCGUCGCGGUAGAGGGCCCUCACGCGCUGCAGUUCGCCAAGCUCCCGAGCGACGAGCUGGCGCUGUACGUGUCCACGACCUGCCCCACGGACAGUCUCGUCGUGUUCCUGUACCGGGGCGUGUCCGGCUUCGUGCGCCGCACCUCUGCUGCGGUGCCUCUCCACGGCGUGCUGAGCGCGUUCACCACGGCCCAGCACCAGCAUGUCGUGGCUGUCAGCGGGGGAGCACGGGCCACCGAGACCGUGCUGCUGCAGGCCUCCUUCAAGGGCAGCUGGGAGGCGUCGGACAUCGCCUUCAGAGGCUCUGCCUUGGCCACCAGGCGCUGACUGUAAACUGGCUAACGUCAGGGCGGCAUCAGGAUCAAGACUGGUAUCCACUGGGGUUAUUUUAUCCCAUAAAGGAUAGUUUAAAGGUGUACGUAACGGAGAGGACAUGCCUGUUUAGUGAUGAAGAUGAGAUGUAAAGCUGUCUACAUGCUCCUAAGGGAAUAGCCUUAGUAAUCGUGGAGAGAUGCGAAAUGAAGAAAAGUUGUUAAGAAUGCCCUGUACUGUGAUCUUGUUAUUACUUUCGGAUUUUAUAACUGUUAUAUGCUUAAAUAAAUAAUAUUGAAAGUUUUUCCAAAA